This is a messenger RNA of Cotesia glomerata, 1937 nucleotides long. RefSeq lists its product as uncharacterized. NCBI's taxonomy places the organism in Eukaryota, Metazoa, Arthropoda, Insecta, Hymenoptera, Braconidae. The coding region runs from base 1265 to 1732 and encodes 155 amino acids. The transcript has 5 exons. The record is from RefSeq and is a predicted model, not a curated record.
ACCUUUGUACUACAUUAGAAUAGUGUUUUAAAUGUCAAUUGUAAUGAAUCAAAGUACGAUUUAUUAAUAGAAUUUUAUAGUAUUGAUUUUCAAUGAUCCUGAUUCACCUUUUACUAUUUCAGAUUCCGUAAAUGAAGAAAUUGACAACUUGGAACGCUAAAGUUAAAUUCAAGAGAACUUAUUAUUAUUAUCAUUAAAGCUCCAGAGGUUGACUCACGCAUAGAGUUAUGCGGGCUGACUUCCUUCAGUCUUCUGGUGGUGUUGCGAGAGAAGAAGAGAGCAAACACAAGAUUUUAUUUAAAAGUACGAAUAAAAAAUAAAAAGACAGAGGCAUUUACUUUUGCGUAAAUCCUUGAGUUUGUUUUAUUUUUAUUUUAUUCGAGGCUUGACCUAUGACAAUUAUCCGAUUUCUGCCCACCUGAACAUACACGAGGUUUCUCUAGUGUGUAACUUUUAUUGCGUAAUCUUUCGUCUGUUGAUAUUCAGAGCAGCCUUGAGUGUGAUUGGACGACUAGACCGCUGUUACCUCCAGCUACAGCUACCCCUGGACUAUAACACGAGGGUCAGUCAUCAGUCGCGGAGGUGUGGGCUAUAUGGCCACGGCUAGACGGGGAGAGAGCCGAGACGCAGGGGAGGUGUCUGUUUUAUUUGUACGAAUGUGUGUAUAUGUAUGAGUGCGGACUACCGACGGUGCGAGGUAGGGGGUGUUGGCUAGACACUGGCUCAGACCGUCCCCGUCCAGAUCUGCGGCCCGGGGGAUGGGUGGUAGUUGCUAGUUGGUAUAGUAGUACCAAGCGCCGGGAUAAUUUUCUGACGUAAUCUAUUUGUAUCUCUAUACUAUUCACGCUUUUUUACUCACCAUGCUUUUAUUUAUAUCAGUAUUAGGUUUUGGCUAUUUUUAGCGACACGAGGAUGCCCGAAAAAUUCCUGAUUUACAUCACUAUUUAAUGUCGUAUAUUUAUUCAUUUAUGUUAAGAUGUACCAGCGGAUAUUAAAGUACCUGAAGAAGAAGAAGAAGAAGAAGAAGAAGAAGAAGGGUAAUUCGGAUUUUGGACGUGACGACGGUCUUAUCGAGCAAACAAUCACUGAGUGAUUCUUGAAUGUUCACCGGCUAGACGUCUAUACUUGAACUUGUGGUUUUGUUUAUUUUAAGAUUACUUUAUUUAGCUUUUUUUUAGGCACCGAGCUUCUAUUAAUUUAACACUAUUAUCGAGGUGAUGACACCUUACACUCCUAAAACUUGUAAAAUAAUUGCGACACACUAAUGAAGAAAACUAACGCGGAAGAGAGUAAAAAAAGUGAUAAAGUUUAUGUUAGCAAACAACUUACGACAGCAGACAGAUGUCAGGAUCUCGUGAGUUCUGAUAAUACGAGUAAGGAACUGAUAUGCAUUGAAAAGAAAGCGGAAAAAAAUUGGAAGCGAUUUGAUCAUCUGUCUGGUGAAAAUGUCAAGAGGCUCGUUGAAGAAUAUCUCGGUGAAUCGAAAGUCCGUGAGCUUAAGGAUAAAUUACUGCCCGUAAAUAAAUCAUUUGAGCGGAACUUAAUACCGCCAGGAGCAGUCAACCCAUCGCCAGCUAUUCCCCGGACAAGUUCUGCUACAGUUGGCUGGAGAUCAUCACUACCGGAGCAUAAUCUGGAAGUUUUCGGGCGUUUGCAUAUCUCGCCGAAGAACACUAUUAUUACGUCUUUGCCAGAACAUUUUACUCAUCAGAAAUUCAUUAUUCUUGGAUGAAUUUAUCUGUUAUAAUUUAUCAUUAUAAUUAUUGUUAUUAUAUUAUAUUACUUCAAUUUAAUACCAGUAAGUAUUUAUAAAAUUAAUUUUAUUGCAAUUUACAUUAUGAAAAAUUUUUGUUUUAACGUCGGUGGUAGCUUUUCUGUUAAUGAUAUUGGGUUUACUUCAACUGCUACCAUUUCUUCAUUAUUGAACCAUUCCAGAU